UGGCAGCGGCGGCCGGGCCCGGUGCUAGCCCAACAGAGGAGAGCCAGGGCCGGUCCGGCUUGGGCCGGCCACACCAGACAGCGCAUCCCCGGCGCCGUCAUGGUGGAGGCGGCGCCCGCCGGCCCCGGGCCGCUGCGGAAAACCUUUCUAGUGCCCGAGAUCAAGCCACUGGAUCAGUACGACUUCCCGCGGGCCAAGACUGCCGCCAGCCUGGCCUGGGUGCUGCGGGCCGCCUUCGGGGGCGCAGAGCACGUGCCUUCGGAGCUGUGGGAGCCGUUCUACACGGACCAGUACGCCCAGGAGCACGUGAAGCCUCCGGUGACGCGGCUGCUUCUCUCGGCCGAGCUGUAUUGCCGGGCCUGGCGGCUGGCACUGCCCAAGCUGGAGGCCCCGCCCGGUCCCGCCGCCCUCUUGACGCUGCUGGCCCGGCGGGGUCUGACCCCGACCCUGCCCGAUCGGCCCGUGCGGGAGGCCGACCUGCGGCAUCAGCCCAUUCUGAUGGGUGCCCACUUGGCUGUGAUCGAUGCCCUCAUGACGGCCUUCGCCUCAGAGUGGACCGCCUCCCUGCCCGUCCCUGCGGCUCCGGGCAGCUGGGAGCACAAGCUCCUUCUCUGGGUGGACUCGACCAUGCGGCGACUACAGGAGCUGACCGAGCGGGAGGCGGCCCAGAGAACCCCUGUGCCCCCAGCGGACAGCGCUGCCCAGCCCUCGUGCCCCACCCGCUGGUACUGGAAGCUCGUUCCCCACGCCGUUGCCUUCUGUUUGAAGGAGUCAGGGAGCAAACCCCCUGUGAUCCGGUACCGAAAGGACCGGGCCGUGGCCCGCAGGGCCCCCUGUUUCCCCGUGGUGUCGGGUCUCCAGGACUUGGCCAGCGGAGCCGCCCUAGCUGCCAUCAUCCACUGCUACUGCCCCCAGCUGCUGAGGCUUGAGGAUGUGUGCCUGAAGGACACCAUGUCUGUGGCCGACAGUCUGUACAAUUUGCAGCUAGUCCAGGACUUCUGUGCUGCCCGCUUGCCGGGGGGCUGCCCCCUGGCUCUGGAGGACUUGCUGUAUGUGCCGCCCCUCCUCAAGACUAACGUGGCCGUGCUGCUAGCUGAGCUGUUCCUGUGCUUUGAGGUGCUGAAGCCAGACUUUGUGAGGCCCAAGGAGCUGCCGGAUGGGCGAGGUUCCUCUCCUGGGGUCAGCGAAGCCUCUACUCCACCGAGCGGCAACGGAGCCAGCUCCCCUGUUUUCAAUUUCCGGCACCCACUUCUGUCUCCAGGGGGGCCACAGUCCCCUCUCCGUAGGUCAUCAGGUUCCUUACAGUCCUCUCCCUCCAUGACCCACAUAGAAGCUUUUGGGAAGGCAUGGAACCGGCAACUCAGCCGCCCCCUGUCCCAGGCUGUAUCCUUCAGCACUCCCUUUGGCCUGGACAGCGACGUGGACGUGGUCAUGGGGGACCCAGUGCUGUUACGCUCUGCCAGUUCCGACAGCCUGGGCCCCCCAAGGGUUUCAGCGUCGCAGCCUCCCCCAGAGCCAGCCCCGGAGCCUGGGGACCUCCCCACCAUAGAAGAAGCCCUGCAGAUCAUCCAUAGUGCUGAGCCCCGCCUGCUCCCGGAUGGGGCUGCUGAUGGCGGCUUCUAUCUCCAUUCCCCCGAGGGACCCUCCAAACCCACUCUGUCUUCAUCGUACCCCUCCGAGACCUCAAAGCCUCCUGCUUACUACCCUCACCCGGAGGGGGGCUCGAAGGCCUCCAAGCCGCCCUUGGCUUCAUCCUACCCGCCUGGAGAGGCCUCUAAGCCCGUCCCGCCCGAGGGCUCCCCAGCAACUCCCACCCACUCCGAAGUGCGCAUGACCAGCUUUGCUGAGAGGAAGAAGCAGCUGGUGAAGCCGGAGGGCCGGGCCGGGGAGGAGGCUGGGGCGGGGGGCCCUCCCGAGGCCCCUCCCGAGGCCCUGAGCUCAGAGAUGAGCGAGCUGGGCGCGAGGCUGGAGGAGAAACGGCGCGCCAUCGAGGCUCAGAAACGGCGCAUCGAGGCCAUCUUUGCCAAGCACCGGCAGCGGCUGGGCAAGAGCGCCUUCCUGCAGGUGCAGCGGCGAGAGGCCGGCAGCGAGAACGACGGCGAUGGCGUGGAUGCGGACGGUGGCUCUGGCACGCCGGCGGCCGAAGGGACCCCGGGCUCCGGCCCCGGGGAGAGGCCAGCCGGGGAGGGCCGAGGAGAGCCCUCCGAAAGGCCCAAGACGGUGACCUUUUCUCCGGAGGUGGGAGCCGGCCGGCUUUCGGAGGAGGGCCUGGGGGACUAUAACCGGGCGGUCAGCAAGCUGAGCGCGGCCCUGAGCUCUUUGCAGCGGGACAUGCAGCGGCUCACGGACCAACAGCAGCGGCUCCUGCGGGAGCCCGAGCACCCCGGGCCGGGGCCCCCCGCCGCUGCCUGGAUCAUCCCCGGCCCUGCCGGGCCGCGGGCUCCCUCCCCAGCCCCUGCCCGCCGCGCCCCACCCCCCCGAUCGCCCCAGCCUCCCCCGCGCCGAGCCUCGGUCCCCGCUCCCACCCCGGCUCCCCGGAGCCCCAAACACGCCCGGCCCGCAGAGCUUCGGCUGGCCCCCUUGACUCGGGUACUGACCCCCCCGCACGAUGUGGACACGCUCCCCCACCUGCGCAAGUUCUCCCCGUCCCAGGUCCCCGUCCAGACCCGUUCGUCUAUCCUCUUUGACGAGGAUCAGCCUGGCCCUGGCCCCUCGAAGCCGGAGCCUGAGCCCGGACCCAAGCCGGGAGAGGCACCUGCGGAGCCCCUGGCAGGGGCCGCCACCCCCUCCGGCCGGCCCGGCCUCAUCGAGAUCCCCCUGGGGAGCCUGGACAGUGACGGAGACGGGAGCCCCCCCGGAGGGGAAGACUCUCUGGAGGAGGCCGUGAACGGCGAGCCCCGGACUGGAGUGGGUUUCUUCUACAAGGACGAAGAGAAGCCAGAAGAUGAGAUGGCCCAGAAGCGGGCCAGCCUGCUGGAGCGGCAGCAGCGGCGGGCAGAUGAGGCGCGGAGGCGGAAGCAGUGGCUCGAGGUGGAGAAGGAGCAGAAAAAGGAGGAGGCGGCGAGGUUGGCCCAGGAAGAGAGGGCCCGAGUUGGAGCCGGGGCCAGCCUGGAAGAGGAGGGCCCAUCCCGGAGAGGGGACUUUACACGACAAGAAUAUGAGAGACGGGCACAACUCAAGUUGAUGGAUGACCUGGAAAAAGUACUACGACCUCGAGGGAUGGGGGGUGGGCCUGGAAGAGGGGGUGCCCGUCGGCCCCCUCGACCUCGAUCCGGCUGCUGUGAUGAUUCGGCCCUGGGCCGCAGUCCCCGAGGUCUCUUGGGAUCCCGACUUAGUAAAGUGUACUCUCAGUCCACCCUGUCCCUUUCCACUGUGGCCAACGAUUCUUCCAACAACCUUGGGGUAAAAAGGCCCACAUCCAGGGCUCCUUCUCCAUCGGGCCUCAUGUCCCCCAGUCGCCUGUUGGGUAACCGUGAUCGGGAUUGGGAAAAUGGGAGUACUGCUUCAUCACCAGCCUCUGUCCCAGAAUACACAGGUCCCAAGCUGUACAAGGAGCCCAGUGCCAAGUCCAACAAGUACAUCAUCCACAACGCGUUGGCCCACUGCUGCCUGGCUGGCAAGGUCAACGAAUCUCACAAGAACCGUAUCCUGGAGGAAAUCGAGAAGAGCAAAGCCAACCAUUUCCUGAUCCUCUUCCGGGACUCGAGCUGCCAGUUCCGAGCACUGUACACCUUCUCUGGGGAGACGGAGGAGAUGUCCCGGCUGGCCGGCUACGGCCCCCGCACCAUCACCAAGUCCAUGGUCGAGGGGAUCUACAAGUACAACUCGGACCGGAAACGUUUCACGCAGAUUCCCGCCAAGACCAUGUCCAUGAGCGUGGAUGCCAUCACCAUCCAGGGCCACUUCUGGCAGACCAAGAAGCCCAGUACCCCAAAGAAGCCCAGCACCCCUAAAUAGCCCAGACGUUUCCUGUCUGAGGCCUGGACUCUGCCCCAAGCCAGCUGGGGGCCUUCUGUCCCCAAGGGUGGCUCCCGAGAGGGAGGGGGAGGCCCCCUGCUGGGGGAGAAGGGGGGUGCUUUGUACCCCCCUCUCCCAGCCUGGCCCCUUCUCCCCUACCUGGUUAGGAGACAGUGGGCAGGAAGGGGAUCUUGGAUUCCUCUUGCCCUGGGCUCUCCUCAAUCCUCUCCCCAACUGCAUGUUUCUUCUACCCCGGUGCCUCUUGGAGGCAAUGUCUCUCUGUUCCCUCCUCCCCCUCCCUCCCAGCCACCUCUUGCCUGGACAGAUUUUGGUCCCCAAUGUUGUGGGGCUCCCAGUCUCCAAGCCUUUGGAAAACCAACUUAUAAAUUCUGGCCUGAGCCAGGGUAGGAUUCCAAAGGAGCCUGGAUCUGCAUUCUACUUUUUUUUUUUUUUUUGGAGGGGAUAUUGGGGGGGUGGUUUUCUUGCUCCCCAUCUCUCCAGGUCCUUUUCUUCCCUGGAAGAUUCUGGAGGGAGCUUCUUCAUCUCUGUGUCGUGUCCUGCUGUGGGGAGGGGGAAGCUGGGAGCUUCAGGGACUCAGGGCUCAGCUCAACCACCCCCUGCCCCUGUCUGUCCUCUCUACCUUGAAUAAAAUAAUUUAAAGAGA
This is a messenger RNA of Antechinus flavipes (yellow-footed antechinus), 4621 nucleotides long. RefSeq names its product calmodulin regulated spectrin associated protein family member 3 (gene CAMSAP3). Gene Ontology annotation, biological process: cytoplasmic microtubule organization; neuron projection development; negative regulation of microtubule depolymerization. Gene Ontology annotation, molecular function: spectrin binding; microtubule minus-end binding; calmodulin binding. The record is from RefSeq and is a predicted model, not a curated record. Gene Ontology annotation, cellular component: microtubule minus-end. Bases 100 to 3957 code for a protein of 1285 amino acids. NCBI's taxonomy places the organism in Eukaryota, Metazoa, Chordata, Mammalia, Dasyuromorphia, Dasyuridae. The transcript is spliced from 19 exons.